Messenger RNA from Spodoptera exigua (beet armyworm), 1153 nucleotides. The record is from the annotation of a GenBank genome assembly. NCBI's taxonomy places the organism in Eukaryota, Metazoa, Arthropoda, Insecta, Lepidoptera, Noctuidae.
UGAGAUAGCUAGUACAAAUUCAAAUCGGGAAGCAUUUAAGUGUAUGCAGUAGAAGUUAUUAAACGUGAUUUAUUAAUUUUAUAAUGGGCGAUGUCGUGGAAAGUAAGCCAGUAUUGUAUUCAUACUGGCGAAGCUCAUGUUCUUGGCGGGUGCGUAUCGCGCUCAACUUGAAAGAGAUACCUUAUGACAUCAAGGCAGUUAGCCUCAUCAAGGGUGGAGGAGAACAGCACUGCAAUGAGUACCGCGAAGUCAACCCUAUGGAGCAAGUCCCAUCUCUUUGUAUUGAUGGGCAUACACUUGUCGAAUCUCUCAAUAUUAUGCAUUAUCUGGAAGAGACCAGACCAAAUCAGAGGCCUUUGAUGCCUCAGGACUGCUUCAAACGGGCCAAAGUCCGUGAGAUCUGUGAGGUAAUAUCCUCAGGUAUUCAGCCUCUUCAGAACCUGAUAGUCCUCAUCUAUGUAGGUGAGGAGAAGAAGAAGGAAUGGGCCCAGCACUGGAUUACUAGGGGAUUUAGAGCUGUAGAGAAGCUGCUCUCUGCAUGCGCUGGAAAGUAUUGUGUAGGCGAUGAGAUCACACUGGCUGACUGCUGUCUUGUGCCUCAAGUUUUCAAUGCUAGGAGAUUUCAUGUGGAUCUGCGUCCUUUCCCAAUUAUUCUCCGCAUCGACCGUGAGCUGGAAAACCAUCCCGCGUUCCGUGCAGCUCAUCCCUCCUCACAGCCCGACUGCCCGCCAGAGGUCGCUAAAUGAGCCCGAAACAGUGCCACGUCCACAAAUUGGCCGCAUACUUCUUCAAGUUCGCUAUUACAGCGCUACGUUUGAAAUUUGAAUUUCGAAUAACAUCUUGGAAACAUUGAAAUUGGAAUAAAUGUUGCCAAUAUUCGGUAAUCAAGGCAAAAUAGAGAAAAAAUAUUGAGUGCCAUUAUAAAAUUAUGAUAUUCGAAAUGUUACUAAACCGAAAUGCAAUAUAUAAAAGGGUAUUUAAAUUAGGAAUAAUAUACUCACAAAAAUUGUAAUAAUAUGCGUAUAUAAAUAACCAAUUUGUGGACAUGGUAUGCUAAUGGAAACUUGAGAUUUCAUUCCGUUUUUUCUAGAUUUUUGCAUUUUUAUACAAAACUUAAUAUUAUUUUUGUUUACCCAGGUUAGACUUAAGCUUU